Manis javanica (Malayan pangolin) is the source of this 582-nucleotide messenger RNA. The record is from RefSeq and is a predicted model, not a curated record. Lineage: Eukaryota; Metazoa; Chordata; Mammalia; Pholidota; Manidae.
AUGCAGGAGCAGUUGUGGGGUUUGCUUCUCGGUCUUGGAGGGGGAGGAGAGGGAGAGGAAAGAGAAGAAGCCGAUCCUGACGCUGCCACCCACCGUCCCUCCUCAAAAAAACAUUUUUUCGAGUCCCAAAGAAGAGGUGACCCUUCCUCAGAAAAGGGAGGGGGUGAGUCAGUCGACGAGGAAAGCAGAAAGAAAUCUCCAGUGGUAGAGACCCCGGUGUGCCGCCGCCUGCCGCCGCCGCUGCCUCUUCUCUUCGCCCAGCCUGAGGGAGGAGCGCGGCCGGGAAGCCCCGGGAACGCCGCUCGCGCUGCCGCCGCUAACGCUGCCGCCGCCGAGACCGCGAGAGCCCCAAGCCGGAGGGUGCACGGCGUGUCCCCGGGCGGCUGCUGCGGGGACCCGGGCACGGCCCCAUCCUCCGCCCGCCCGCCUCGCUCAGCUCCCGCUCCUCCCCCUCGCAGCCGGCCCGCCGCCGCCGCCCGCCUCAGCCCAGCCCCGCGCCCGUCCGCGCGCGCGCGCACGUGCACCCGCCCUCCCCGCUUCUCGCCGGCGCGCGCUCCCGCCCCCGCGGCCCCGGCCGGCUAG